AUGGAUCCUUUACAGCUGAUUUUUGGUAUCAUCGUUGUGGUGUUGAUGCUUGGCCUGGGUGCAACAAUGUCCCCAAAGGAUUUCAAGCUUGCCCUUCGCAUGUGGAAAGCUCCGCUGGUGGCCGUUCUUUGCCAAUUUGGUCUCAUGCCUUUGAUCUCCUUUGCCUUGGCAUUGGGCCUGGGUGUGACGAAAGAACAAGGCCUUUCCAUGCUUGUGGUUGGUUGCUCACCAGGGGGUUCAACAAGCAACCUCUUUGCAUACUAUUCACGGGCUGACCUGCCCCUGUCAAUCCUUGCCACGAGCCUCUCUACCUUGCUGUCAGUGGCGAUGAUGCCCCUGUGCCUCUACAUCUACAGUUCGCCCUUCACGGACGAUAAUGUUGCGAUCCCUUUAGCAAGUUUGGUGACGCCCCUCUCUCUUGUUAUCCUGCCUGUUGUGAUUGGCAUGGGAAUCCGGCACAUGAGCAUCAAAGUGGCACUGUGGAUAGAGAAAGCAGCUUCUGCUCUUGGCACAAUUUUCCUCCUUGCAGCUUUGGUGACAGGCGUUGUUUCAAAUUCGCAUCUAUUUACUGAUCACUGGAGGCUUUGGGUAGCGGCGGCUUUGCUGAUGCCAAUUGGAAGCGCGCUUGGUUAUGGCAAUGCCCGUCUUGCAAGACUCCCCUCCAAAGCCUGUCGCACCAUUUGCUUAGAGACAGGCUUGCAAAACAGCACCCUUGCAUUAACAAUUCUGGCCUUCUCCUUCAGUGACCCCGGGCGAUUCGAGGCAGUGUCAGUCUUUCCGUUAUUGUACAGCUUGUUCCUAUUGGUUGACGGUGUGCUCAUCACCUUGCUUUUCCGCUUUCUCUCCCGCAACGAGCUGGCUGAGGGGCCGUUCAACGGAAAUCUGGACACGACCAUAGGAACACGCAGCAAAGAUCCAAGUGAAGCGAAAGCAGCACAAUCGGAAGGCAAGAGUGUAGAGGCUGAUCACCAAGACUGUCAGAAUGAAGAGGAGAAGUGCAGGCAAUUUGAUUCAGUGGCUUGA
Molecule: messenger RNA, 1023 nt
Organism: Durusdinium trenchii
Lineage: Eukaryota; Dinophyceae; Suessiales; Symbiodiniaceae
Source: the annotation of a GenBank genome assembly